GCAGAAGUGAAUUAUCUGCGUCAAAGAAUUGUUUUGUUGUCGUUGAGGGUCUUGCAUUUGUUAAGCAAGAAACGAAGUUUGAUGUGAUGUUACGAAAUACGUUAAAGGGGUAAAUCUGUGUACAAGUAGUGACAGACAAAAGCAACCAAAAUGGAUCAGAUGUUACCAAGUCCUGGAUUUAGCAUACCAAGUAUUGGUACUCCAAUACAUCAUCAGGAUGAGGAUCAGCAGAUUCUCCCUCAGGCGCAACAGCAGCAGCAGCAACAACAACAGCAGCAGCAACAGCAGCCCCCUCCUCAGCAACAACCACAGCAGCAGUUAACUUCAUCAUUACAAAUGCCGAUUUUAGCUACACCUCAGAAGUCAAUGCCGGCAUUUACACCUGUGGUAUUUACGACUCCUCAGAGCUUAAUGCAGCCACAAACCCCGCAAAAUCUCAUGUCGCCAAUGGUUGCACCAUCAAGCCAGAUUGCACCACCAGCUAGUCUUGGGCCUGCUACUCCUGGUCCAAUGACACCAAUGACCCCUGCUUCUGCUGAUCCUGGAAUUGUCCCACAGCUUCAGAAUAUUGUAUCGACAGUAAAUCUUGGUUGCAAACUGGACCUUAAAAAGAUUGCACUGCAUGCACGAAAUGCUGAAUACAACCCCAAACGCUUUGCUGCAGUAAUCAUGAGAAUUCGUGAACCAAGGACCACUGCUUUAAUAUUUAGUUCUGGAAAAAUGGUAUGCACUGGUGCAAAGAGUGAAGAUGAUUCAAGACUGGCAGCAAGAAAGUAUGCACGUAUCAUCCAGAAGCUUGGGUUUUCAGCCAAAUUUUUGGAUUUUAAAAUUCAAAAUAUGGUGGGAAGUUGUGAUGUUAAGUUUCCCAUCAGGCUUGAAGGUUUAGUUUUAACGCAUGGGCAGUUCAGCAGCUAUGAGCCAGAGCUUUUUCCGGGACUAAUAUAUCGAAUGGUCAAACCAAGAAUUGUCCUCCUCAUCUUUGUGUCUGGAAAGGUUGUUCUGACAGGUGCAAAGAUACGGCAAGAAAUAUAUGAAGCUUUUGAUAACAUUUAUCCAAUACUGAAAAGUUUCAAGAAGCAAUGACAGUUAUUUUCCUUCUACUAUCCAGAGAUGCCUGGCAUUCCUCUCAAGGGGAGAGAGCAAGACAAACAGGAAACUCGAAGGACAGAAUAAAUUUGUAAUUACUGUAAAUUAAUGUGUACCCUACUGCUAUUAUAGCAGCUUAAUGUGUAACUCCCAUGGAGUUGUAAAAUUUAUUGACUACAUUUGUAUGUGGGGCGGCUCUGCAAGUGCUUGAAGACAUAUGGGUGCCGUUAUGUAUAAAGUAUUCAGAAUGUCCUCACCCAAGUGAUUUUGUAUUGAACAUAUUAAUUUAGGAAUGGUGACUCAUGUCUGUGCCUCUAAUUGAAUUGUAUUAUAUCAUGGUCAGCUGUUGUGAACACUUUACUGGAUUGCAUCCUUUCACCAUAAGACAGCAAUAAACUUUUUAUUU
This is a messenger RNA of Schistocerca nitens (vagrant locust), 1492 nucleotides long. It is a transcript of the gene Tbp, whose product is annotated as TATA-box-binding protein. Gene Ontology annotation, biological process: DNA-templated transcription initiation. The transcript is spliced from 6 exons. Gene Ontology annotation, molecular function: DNA binding; RNA polymerase II general transcription initiation factor activity. Bases 151 to 1083 code for a protein of 310 amino acids. NCBI's taxonomy places the organism in Eukaryota, Metazoa, Arthropoda, Insecta, Orthoptera, Acrididae. The record is from RefSeq and is a predicted model, not a curated record.